GGUGUGCCCCACAGAGUUUACUCAGCACGCAAUCCGCUUCCAAACUGUAGCUUCUUUUGUUCAGGAGUUUUCUCUCUCUCGCGAUCGGUGGGACGUCAAGAGAAGAAGAAUGUCGGUUCUGAUAGUAACGAGCUUGGGAGAUAUAGUCAUAGAUCUUCAUACGGAUCGAUGCCCCUUAACCACCAAAAACUUCUUGAAGCUCUGCAAGAUUAAGUAUUUCAAUGGCUGUCUAUUCCACACAGUUCAAAAGGAUUUCACUGCACAAACUGGUGACCCUACUGGAAAGGGCACUGGCGGAGAUUCAGUGUACAAAUUUCUUUAUGGUGAUCAAGCUCGCUUUUUCGGUGAUGAGAUCCAUCCUGAUUUGAAGCACUCUAAAACAGGCACUGUAGCUAUGGCUAGUGCUGGAGAGAAUCUUAAUGCUUCUCAGUUUUAUUUCACAUUGCGCGAUGAUCUUGACUAUCUCGAUGGGAAACACACUGUGUUUGGGGAGGUAGCUGAAGGGAUAGAUACCUUGAUGAGGAUAAAUGAGGCAUAUGUGGAUGAUAAAGGAAGACCAUACAAAAACAUACGAAUUAAACAUACCUAUAUACUGGAUGAUCCUUUUGAAGAUCCCCCACAACUUACUGAAUUAAUUCCUGAGAGAUCCCCAGAAGGCAAACCACUCGAUGAGAUGGAAGAAGUACGCUUGGAAGAUGACUGGGUGCCUAUGGAUGAGACGUUAGGUCCUGCAGAGCUUGAGGAGGCACUUCGUUUGAAAGAGGCGCAGUCAAAUGCAGUUUUUCUUGAGACUGUAGGAGAUAUUCCAGAUGCGGAGAUAAAGCCCCCAGAGAAUGUAUUAUUUGUUUGUAAACUUAACCCAAUAACACAAGAUGAGGAUUUGGAUACAAUCUUUUCACGUUUUGGAACUGUAUUAUCGGCUGAGGUCAUUCGAGAUUAUAAGACUGGAGACAGUUUAUGCUACGCAUUCAUUGAGUUUGAGACAAAUGAGGCAUGUGAACAAGCAUAUUUCAAGAUGGAUAAUGCAUUAAUUGAUGACCGAAGGAUACAUGUGGAUUUCAGUCAAAGUGUUGCUAAAUUGUGGUCCCAAUAUAGACGCGGUAAAGGAAAUCAGAAUGGUAAAGGCAGAGGCUGCUUCAAAUGUGGAGGUCUGGAUCAUAUCGCCAAGGACUGUGCCGAGAGCCCGACUACAAAGAAGCAAAAUCCUAAAUACACCUUGAAAGAUGAAAAUACACAGCGUGGUGGGGAUGCUCGCCAAAGUUACGACAUGGUGUUUGAUGGCGACACUCUGCCAAGUUUGGACCGUGAGGAUAAAAAACACCGUGAACAUAAAACUGAAGAUGAAACAAAAAGGUGGAAGAGGGGUAAUGAUCAAAGUUCAGGAGAUUUUCGCAGUAAGAGAGAUUCCACAAACGAUAGGGAUAGGGAGGGGCAUGAUCACAGCAACAGCGGACGCAGGGGGGAGAGGGGCCAAGGAACUAGAGGAAGCAGCAGAGAUGAUGAGCAUCAAGGAGGGAGAUAUUCUAGAGAGAGAAUGUCUGAGAGGCGUAGAGAUGAAGAAAAUCGAAAGAAGAGACAUGAUGAUGAUCAUCCAAGACGAGCCAAGCAAGAUGAUAGAAAGAGAAGCAAUGAUCAUGAUGUUGAUCCUCCUAGGAGAGAAGAUCGAAAUGACAAGAAGACGAGGAAAUAUAGCAAUGACAAUAAUCAUGGGCAGGGUAAGCAAGAUGAUGAGAAAAGCAGAGAUCAGGAUGGUGAUCGUGACAGUAGACAGAGGCGACAUGUCAACAGUGAUAUUGAUCGUCAUAGGAGGGAUGAACGAUAUGAGAAUAAGAGAAGCAUAGGCCAUAGUGGUAAUCCUCACAAGAGGGAGGGAGGUGAUAGGAAAAGAGAAACUGAGCACCACAGCAGUGCCGACCGGAGAGAUGGUCAAGAUGAUAGAAAGAACUAUAGACCGUGAUGCUACUAGCCCAGAUAGAAAGCGUGAGUAUGAGAAAAGGAGAUGAGCAUUUCAAAUGAUAAAUGCUUGAUGAGAAUGCAAGACCGCAUGAACUGAACCUCUUAUUGUUUCCUUGCGAUAUUACUGUUGUGGGAAAAAAAAAAUUUGAACUUUAUGAUACAAGUAUAUUAACAAUCAAAUGCUUGAUAUGUGGAAUGUCUACUUCAAUCUGUCAAGCUAAACAAGAAUAUUACAGACUGCUUCA
Molecule: messenger RNA, 2201 nt
Organism: Magnolia sinica
Lineage: Eukaryota; Viridiplantae; Streptophyta; Magnoliopsida; Magnoliales; Magnoliaceae
Product: peptidyl-prolyl cis-trans isomerase CYP59
Exons: 14
Coding region: 110-1957 (615 amino acids)
Biological process (GO): protein peptidyl-prolyl isomerization
Cellular component (GO): nucleus
Molecular function (GO): peptidyl-prolyl cis-trans isomerase activity; RNA binding; zinc ion binding
Source: RefSeq, a predicted model, not a curated record